Hippocampus comes (tiger tail seahorse) is the source of this 3811-nucleotide messenger RNA. Its product is annotated as toll-like receptor 7. The coding region runs from base 41 to 3193 and encodes 1050 amino acids. NCBI's taxonomy places the organism in Eukaryota, Metazoa, Chordata, Actinopteri, Syngnathiformes, Syngnathidae. Gene Ontology annotation, molecular function: pattern recognition receptor activity; protein binding. Gene Ontology annotation, biological process: canonical NF-kappaB signal transduction; toll-like receptor signaling pathway; positive regulation of interleukin-6 production. Gene Ontology annotation, cellular component: plasma membrane. The transcript is spliced from 2 exons. The record is from RefSeq and is a predicted model, not a curated record.
UCUCUCACUGACUAUUGGAUUGAAAUCUCUCGUCAGCAUCAUGUUCUUUCUUCUGAUGGGCGUGGCACUCCUAGGGCUUGUCGGCUGUCCUUCCAAACGGGCAGCUAUCACUUUCUACCCCAAAACUCUGCCAUGCAGUGUAACUCAGUUCGACAACGGGAGCUCGGUAAAGGUGGACUGCAGCGCAAGAGACCUCAAGGGCGUCCCACAAGGCAUUCCAAGAGACACCACCAAUCUGACGCUCACCAUCAACCGUAUACCCAAGUUGAACUCUACCUCCUUUGUCAGCUUGGAGAACCUGACUGAGCUUGACAUGAGGUGCAACUGCAUGCCCGUUAAAAUCGGAUCCAAAGAUCACAUCUGCACCGAGAGUUUGGCGAUCGAGGAAAAUACGUUCACAAGCCUACGGAAUCUACGAGCGCUCUAUUUAGACGGAAACCAACUUAGCAGCAUACCUAAAGGACUCCCUUCCGAUCUAGUUCUGUUGAGCUUAGAAGUCAAUCACAUCUAUCAAGUUUACCGCGCAAAUUUCUCCACGAUCAGAAGUGUUGAGAUGCUCUAUCUUGGUCAAAACUGCUACUAUCGAAAUCCGUGCAAUUUUUCCUAUGAAAUCGAAGAUGGCGCCUUUUCACAGCUUUCCAAUUUGACUCGGUUGUCUCUCAAGUCAAACAACUUAUCUUUUAUUCCGCACCAACUGCCUACAAGUCUGAAGGAGUUGUAUCUUUACAACAAUAAGAUCGAGGAGGUCACAGGAAACGAUUUCAAAAACCUAACCAAUUUGGAGAUUUUGGAUUUAAGCGGAAACUGUCCACGAUGUUACAAUGUUCCUUUCCCAUGCACACCUUGCCCGAAUCAGUCCCCGCUUCAUAUAAGCAAGUCAGCUUUUCAAAUGUUGACCAAACUCAAGACUCUCCGUCUGCACAGUAAUUCUUUGAGGUUUGUGAUGCCUGAAUGGUUCAACGGUACAAGAGAACUGAGAGUCCUUGAUCUCUCACAAAACAUUUUAGCAGGAGACAUAGCAAGGACACAUUUCCCACAUUUUCUGAGCAAAUUGGUAGAAUUGGACCUUUCAUUUAAUUAUGAACUACAGCAAUAUCCCCAAACUCUAACUUUGAGCAGGCACUUUUCCGAGCUUAAGUCUCUUAAAAUCCUUCGCAUAAAAGGCUUUGUGUUUCAGCAGCUGAUACCGGAGAGCAUUGCUUCAUUAAAGACGCUCCUCCACUUAGAAGUUGUAGACCUGGGCACAAACUUUAUUAAAAAUACAAACCUUAGUAUCUUAACGGGGUUGCCAAGUUAUAAAAUGGUCAGUCUCUCUGACAACAAAAUAUCAGCCUCAUCUGAAGAGCCAAAUGCCGUUGGAGGAAAUGAGAAGUCAUUGCUCUGGCCUCAUCUACUGGCCGACUACCAAAAAAAGGAAGUGCGAGAAAUGCGGUACUUCCGAUACGAUGAAGACGCACGUAGCUGCAAAGCUAAAACUAAAGAAUUUGGAGUCGCUAAAUCUUUUGCCAAAAAGGAAUGCACUAAAUAUGGAAAAACACUGGAUAUCAGCAGGAAUAACAUUUUUUUUCUGCAUGCGGGUUUUUUAAACCUGUCCGAGCUGCGGUGCCUUAAUCUAUCGGGAAAUGCGAUGAGCCAAAGUCUGAAUGGUUCGGAAUUUAGCUACCUGACUCAUCUCAAAUAUUUAGACUUCACAUUCAAUCGUCUGGACUUGCAGUACGCCACUGCCUUCCAAGAGCUGAAGAAUCUCAAAACACUUGACAUCAGCUACAAUGACCAUUAUUUUGAAUCCGAGGGCCUCAUUCACAUGCUGAACUUCACAAAGCACCUCAAAAAACUGCAAACGCUGCGCAUGAACCACAACAAGAUUUCUACUUCGACAAACACCGAGAUGGAAAGUGAAUCUUUGGAGAGACUUGAGUUCAGAGAUAACCGACUAGAUAUGUUGUGGAGAGACGGGGACACCAGAUUUGUCAAUUACUUCAAGAAACUGCUGAACUUGAAGGUACUCGACAUCUCCAAAAACAACCUCAAUUUUAUCCCAUCUCAAGUGUUCAGCGGCCUGCCAGACAAGUUGUCGGAGCUCUACGUAAAAACCAACAGAUUGAAAUCGUUUCCAUGGGAAAAACUGCAGCUCAUACGAUCGCUGGAAGUCUUAGACCUCAGUGAGAACAGUUUAUCAACGGUUCCAAGAAUGCUCUCAAACUGCACCAGAUCUCUCAAGAAGCUCUUCUUGCAAAAAAACCAAAUCUUGACCCUCACCCCAAACUUCCUCAAGGACGCACAUAACUUAACGUAUUUGGACGUUAGUUUUAAUCACAUACAAGUCAUUGAGGAAUCGAGCUUUCCGGAUGACGUCGUCAAUCAGAUGCAAAUGCUACUUUUGCACAAUAACGAUUUUGUCUGCUCAUGCAACGUCACUUCUUUCAUCACCUGGCUCAACAACACCAAGGUACCCAUCCCCAAACUGGCCACAGAUGUGACCUGUGCCGACCCAGAGACACAACGAGGCCAGCCCGUGAUCUCGGUUGACCUGCUGGCCUGCCAACACAAUGACUUGUCCAUCAUUCUCUACAUGCUCAAUGCUUCCCUGGUCCUGAGUUUCCUCAUCCUGUGCAUCUCCAGUCAUCUUUUCCUGUGGGACGUCUGGUACAUCUACCAUUUCUGCCUGGCCAAGCUCAAGGGCUAUAGCCGCUUACACUCGCAGAGUGCUCUCUUUGAUGCCUUUGUGUUGUAUGACAAAGAAGACCCCGCGGUGUAUGAGUGGGUUACAAAGGAAAUGUGUCUCCAUCUGGAGGAGCGAGGAGAUCGCCGGUUAACUUUGUGUCUGGAGGAUCGAGACUGGAUUCCCGGCUACCCCCUGAUUGACAACCUCUCACAGAGCAUUCAAAAGAGCAAGAGGACCGUAUUCAUUCUCACCAAUAAAUACAUCAAAAGCGGGAACUUCAAGACGGCUUUCUAUAUGGCCCAGCAACGGUUAAUGGAUGAAAAAAAUGACGUUAUCGUCCUGAUCCUCUUGGAGAAAGUGCCUUGUAAUUCCAAGUACUUCAGACUGCGGAAAAGGCUGUACAAACGCUCCAUUCUCGAGUGGCCAACAAACCCUCAAGCUCAGCCAUAUUUCUGGUUCAGCGUUAGAAGCGUUUUGGCCACUGAAAGCCACAAGCAAUACAACAGCCUCUUUAAGGAGACACUGUAAAAUAGUCCGGUAGGACCAGUUUCGCUGUAUUAACACCUCCUGCUACAUUCUCCAUUAGGUAUCUGCUUAAGGGUGAUAAGUUCAACCUUGUUCUUUUUUUCUUUUUGCUUUAUGAUAGUGUUUAACUUCUCUUAAUAAUACAGUUCAGAACGUCAAAAUGCUACAUUUCCUGUUCAUUUAAUAACUGUUAUGUCGGUGACAGUUUGAACAUGUCAUAAUUUAACCCCUUCAUGCACCCUGUAACCUGAUAACAUGAUAAGCUGUCCACUGUAGCAACCGCUGUCCCUGAAAGGGUUAAUUCACUUUACAACCAAUUGCCUAUGAGACACUCAAUCAUCUUCACGGAAUUGCGUUCCACUUUGGAUGGUCCACUGUACAAGCGUUUUGAUGAUCGUCUCGAAAUGUCUAUUGUAGAAAGGCUCCGCUCUGAGGUCCGCAACAGAUCUUCAUGCUCAGUCAUACUCGUGAGUCAACCUGCAAAGUGUUUCAGCCAUCGCCCCUGAAAGCCACGAGCGGUGCAAAUUAGACCUUGAACAUUUGUUAAACGUCCGCAAAUGAUGUUUCGUGCACUGUGAACAUUCUACCAUCAUAAUUCAAAUAAAAACAACACUGUUGUCA